UAUGCGCGCGCGAAUUUUAAUUACAAGGAUCCACUAUAAUUUGCUUACAUGAAAUCGUAAUAUUAUUGAAAAGUCAAAACCACUCAAAGAUGGCGGCAAACACGAGUGAACGAAAAUUACAAAAAGAACUAGAUUUCACUUCCCCUUCGUUCAACGCAUUGAAAGCUUUGUACAGCAAACACCUUCAGCCUCCUGUAGCAAGUGCACAUAUAUUUAACAACAUAAACGAAUACGCGAAGUCACUGAAAACUGGGAAAAAUGAGCCGAAACAAACGGGAGAAGGUGACCUUGCAGACAGGUUGAAAAAUAUUGCAGAGAAUAAGUUGAAUAAGCUUCGUAAUAGGAAGCGAGAUCCUAGCAAAUUGGAGCAUUUGAUGAAAGUAAAAAGCCAGACUGAUGGCAUUGUGGAAAAAGUCGCCAUGUUGGAGAAAACCAAAAAGAAGGGUCAACAAAUGAAUGUCUUGGAGAGAAUGGAAGGUAGGUAUUAAUUAUUAAAACUGGGUAUUAAUUAUUAAAAUUUGUUGGUAUUAAUUAUUAAAACUCUAUAUGAUAGAUAUUUAUACAAAGUGUCUGUAGAACCAGCUAUUUAGUAAACUGGGUUAUAUAGUGACUACAGUUAAAGUUGAAUACAAGGUAAACCAAUCCAAACCCUUCUGUAACCCCUAACCUAAUCUUUUGAGAGUUAGAAAAGGUGGGGAAAAAAGUUUAAAAAAUUUUGAGAAAAAAAAUCUGCUAAGUCAGACAAAACCUGACCCAGAUUGCAUUUCACUUUACACAUGCAACACAUUUACUGUAUACGCUAAUGGUAAGCUAGGUAAAAACUAGUGCAAACCAAAGUUUUUAUAUUUUUAAAACUAUAGUCGCUAUAUAGCUGGCAGUUUACUAAAUAGCCACCUGCUGGUUGAAUAGACACUUUGAUAUUUAUGAGAGAGGAAUCUUUUGUAUGUUUAAUAUGUAAUACACGCUUAAACUAAUGCACUAGUCAGUUGAAACCCCGACCCCCGGACAGGGCAGGAAAUUAACAGAGGAAUGGCUGUGGAUUAACACGGUUUUAAUGCACCAUUUCCCGCUGGGGUACAGGGUAAAUGACAAGUCAAUUUAUUAGCUGGGACUUUAACACGUGGCUGAUAUGAAAGUGGACUGGAACGAGUUUAUCCUCGUGGCAACAUGGUGGAAUCUUCGAAAUCAGAGAAUUGUUUCCUUAAAGUUUUUCUUAAAAAAAAGGGAAUGCCAAUAGAUUUUCACUUUUUAUAUAUUCCUGAUGAUGAUUGCAAGAUACUCGAAACAUAGAUUAUUCAGUAUCUUUUGAUGCAGAACAAAGUUUAAGAUCAAGAAUUGCCUUCAUAUGUUUGAACAUAUUUUUAUAUACUUCAACAAUUUCCCAUUUCCCAAGUUAUGAAAAUUUGCAAGUGCUGGGGCCAUAGGGGCGGUAACUUUAACAGUCAAUAUUCCCCUGGUAGCGGGGAAAUUACCAAGCUUUAACAUUGUCAAGAUGUUAAUUUCACCGCCCUAUCCCAGAGGUCGGGGGGCCGGGGUUUCAAUUGACUAGUGCGUAAUGAAUAUACUUUUCCACUUGAUUAUUAACACGUUUCUCAAGCGGCAAACAAACUGUAACUUAAAAGUAUGUUUAGUGCUUUAUCUGUAAACUGAUGCCAAAAUGAAGAGAUUUUAGAUGGCAUGGUGGUCAAACUGGAAGAACUGAAGCCACAUGUGAUUGAGCUCAAUAUAUAGAGAAUACUACAUGGUUGCUUGGAAAUAUGGAAUUUAUUUCUCAUGUUGAAGAGAAUAUUGGUCACAAGUGAGCGCAAGACCAAUAUUCUCUUCAACACGAGAAAUAAAUUCCAUAUUUCCAAGCAACCAUGUAAUAUUGUGUUUAUUAUAUAAACAAAUUAUUAUUGUAAACAAACGACAAUUAAUCAUAUACUGAAACUCAAAACAAAUAUGUAAAUAGUGAUCCAGUUACAAAUAUAUACAAUGUUCAAUUAAAAAAUGCUGUCAUUGUCUCCUUUAAAAGCAUAUCAAAGUGCAGAAAUGUACGUAUAUAAAAUUAGUAAAUCAAAAACGAACAAGUUCUCUGAUUGGUCAAACAUAGUUCCUACGCGCUUCAAAAAUGAUAUUUUCACACGUAAAAAUAUCGUAUUUUUUACUUGUGUUUAAAUACGAUUUUUCUCACUGGCCAAAAACUCUAUAUAACACUUAUGUUUAUAUAAUAAAUGUAAAAUCUGCAUGAGACAACUGCAUAUUGCAGGGACCAAACACUGAUGGUGGCAUAUGUUCAAAACACGUAAUGAUAAAGGCUCUUUCCUUUAGUAUAUUGGUUAUUUAUAAUUAACUUAAUUUAUUUUAUCAGAGAAGCACAAAGAAGGACCGCUAAGUAUUUUAUACAACUGUAUUGAAAAGAAAACAAAGUUGAAAGUCUGGACGCGGAAGUUGAAAGGAUUACGUGGAGUUUGCGUUGGAUAUCUGAUCGCUUUCGAUAAACACAUGAAUCUGGUAAGCUUUAAUGUUGCAUAUGCAAAUUUCACUAAGACUUUUUAUUAAUUAAUAUGAUAUACCCCGCCCCACACCCUAAUAAUUAUUUUUGUAGCUGUAGCUGCAGUUGUAAAGCAACAACUUGUCCUGCCCUCCGGAAAAUAUACAACCUCCCCUGCGGAUGAAUCAUUAUUAUUAACAUCAGGCAUAAUUAAAAUGUGUGAGUGUGCAGGCACAUUUUGAAUUUUUGCAGGCACAUUUUAAAAUGCUGACAUUUUUACAAUAUUUAGGUCUCAAAAUCUAAAUAAGAUGUGUUUUUGCAGGUACAUUUUGAAUUUUGCUCUCAGGCCCGAAAAAAUGUUAAUGAGGCCUGAUUAACAUGCUUUGUGUGAGAAUAGACAAUGUUUUUAUCUGCAACGGUUCAUCAAGCGAUCAUAUAUUUCUUUUAUAUGUACAGUUAGUUUGUAGUAUGCAAGACAUUUUUUCAGAUGGUGGAUUUCAAGCCCAAAGGCCACACAGGCCCUUUGUACGAAGUCAAAAUUAAUGAGUACUGGAUAGCAUGGAGAACAGUGAGAUUUUCAAAAUAAUGAGAUGGUAAUUUGGGCAUUCUGAUCACUGGAUCAUGACUGGAUGGCACAAGUGUUAUGUAAAUGGCUUACUGCGGCAGCAAUCCAAGAAUGGUUUAACUCUAAGAAGAAUGGCAAGGACAGCUACAUAUACGAAGAAAGAAUACGUAUGAUCAGCACUCAUGUGACCUUAUCAGCAUUGGAUGAAGGGCAAAGGCGAACAUGGCACUGUUCUCUUUCAUAAACGAUGAAGAAAUAUUAAAUCUUUCAAAAGAAUACAAACGAAAAUUCGUGUUGUUCAAUUUGCACUUACAUUAUUUUGUCUCAUUCUAUUCAUUCAGUUCCUCGUCUCUGUAGUUCAAUGAAUUCCUUCAUAAUUACUUGACAUAUCUAUUAAAUCCCUGAGCAAACCAGCCAAAGACUUCAAGCUAAUUGCUACAAGUCCGAACAGAUCUUGUUGCUACAAGUCCGAACAGAUCUUGUUGACAAACAAGAUGCGACAUUUUUACAUUGAGAUUGAUAACUUUUAACCUUUAAAUGCUAAUGCUAAUCCACCUCAAUCCCGGCUUCGUAUAACUCGACCAUUGGUAAGUUACCGUAACUAUUGGCCUCAUUUUCUCUCAGCAUUCAGAUCGAGCACUGCACAAUAAUCGCACGGGUUCGAUUCGUAAAUAUAGUUCUAUUUUUCGCAACUGUUACCUGUCUCAACUAUCUACUAUGGACUGCAAGAGAACAUUGAAAAUUUUCUGGAAAUAAUCAAGUAAAUCCACACUUGCAUGGACACUGUAACUAUGUAACACUAUAACAAGUCAAACUGGAUGUCGUGCUGUAUUUUACAGGAAAAAAAUAUUUCACUGAGAAUCUUAAAAUAUAACAUAAAACUAAUGUAGAUAUAACAUGCUUCAAGGGUUGAUCCUAACUAUCCUAAGGUAAAUACAGAUGCCAAAAAAGCUAGGGCACUAAUAGGAGACACUAUCAGGGAGAUCCAUGCUCCCCCAGAAAUUUGUGAAAAUCAGGUGUCCUAGAUCGACAACAUUUGUUACAUCAUUCUAUAGUCUAUACAUUUAUACACUCUCACACUAUUAAGGUGGAUGCACUUAUAAUUGCAUUUCUGAGGUCAUGGUUUGAAUUUUCCUAUGAAUUUCUCCUCUUCAUCUAAAUUAUUACAAUUUUUCUUCUCUUUGGGACCAAUGGGGGCAUAUAGUAUUUCCCGCAUUUCCGUCCAGGUAUAUGCUAACACCCAGUAGUUACUGGCGUCAUUUUUCGUUCCAAGGCCAUGAUGGAUGUUGAUGAAAUGUUUGCGAUUGAAGAAGAAGUUGUGAUGGAUCCAGCAGAAUCCUUGGCGGCGUCUUUGAAAAAAAUUGAGAAAAAGAAAGAGAAAAAACGAAAAUGGCGUAGACGGAAAAGAGAAAGAUUAAGAAAUGAUGAAAGGAUGGUGGGAGAUAAGAAUAAUGGCAACGAAGGUCUUAACAUCAACUUUAAAGCACAGGAAUGUUCUGGUACUAAUAUGGGAUUGUUUGAAUCGAGUACUAGUACUAGUAUGGAAAUUGAAAAUAGUAGGGCAAGUAUUUCAGGAGAAAUAGAAGGAAAUUUGGACCGUCAAUCGAUAGAGAACUGGCUCCAAAGUGAUUUGGGAAAUGAUUUAGACAAUUCAAGUGAUGAUAGACUUAGGAUGCGCCUCAAAGCAAUGGAAUGCUCUACUACUAAUAUAGGAUUGCUUGGAUCCACUGCGAGUAUAGACACUGAAAACAAUGAGAGGAACUCUUUCGCAUUUGGUAGUGAUGGUUUGGAUGAAACUUUAGACCGUCGACCAAAAGAGGACAGCAGCCAAAAUUAUUUAAAUAGUGAAUGUUUUACGAUGGAAAGGAAAUCAAAGGGAUGCUCUACUGGAUUGUUUGAAUCAAAUGUGAAUAUAGACACUGAAGAUAGUGAGCUGCAGAUAAAGAAGAGAGAAAGAUUAAGAGAAAAAGGAGAACGUACGAUGAAUGACGAAGGUGAUGGAAAAGGUCUUACAAUGGACAUUAAAGAGAAUGAAUGCUCAACUACUAUUAAUCCUGCUACUAUAACUGGGUUGCUUGAAUCGAAUAUAAGUAUAGUCGAUGAAAAUAGUGGGAUAAACAGCUUAAAAAGCAAUGGUGGUAUUGCUGACAGUUUAAACUGCCAAGCGAACUAUGCUGAGCGCGAUUUCACGAACGAUUUUGGCGACGAAAAUAUAGAAAAUCAAAGUCUUAGAAUGGGUGUAAAAGCAACAGAAUACUCUUCUACAAUAUCUAAUGUUGAAUUGCUCGAAUCUGAUGUAAGUAUGGAAACCGACAACAGCCAAAUAAGUACUAAGGAUAUUUCGCAAAGCCAUGAUAGUAUUGAGAAAAGAUCAGGCCAGCAGCAAGUUGAUGAGGAUGUUCGACUUGAUUUGAAAACAGAUGUGGACAAUGUGGGGAAAGAAAAUGUAGACAGUUUAAGUCCUAAGAUGGAUAUACAAGCAAAAUCGUUGGACUUUGUGAAUGAAAAGAUUUCUGUUGAUAACCAAGAAUCUCAGAAACCACUUGGACAUAUUGAGACUGAAGGCGAUGUAUUCGUAGGGUAUAAGGACGAAACAUUAGUUGAGAUAUCGACAGGUGGAGACCAGACACAGGAUUCUUGUAGCGAUGGGGAAGAUGGGAGCGCUAAGACGAGUCAAAGCUUUCGCAGUGGUGAGGAGGAAGGAGUAGUAGAACUGCUACAAGAAGAGAGCGAUGGAAAGGAUCUUUCUACAAACGACGAAGGCAACAAAGACGACAGUUUUGGAGAAGAAACAACAAGUAACGAGGUCACAAUUUACAGUAUUAUGAAGAAAGUAAGAAGAACAGAAAGUGAACUUAAAGAAGCUGGAUCCUUGCUGAGCAAUGAUAAAAAUACCAACACCUAUCCAUAUCAACCUUACUCGAUAUUACAAAGCAAUGUUUUGUCUAUGGAGGUGGAUGAAGAACCUCAGAAGCCACUUGGACAUAUUGAGACUGAAGUCGAUGUAUUCGUAGGGUAUAAGGACGAAACAUUAGUUGAGAUAUCGAUAGGUGGAGACCAGACACAGGAUUCUUGUAGCGAUGAGGAAGAUAGAAGCGCUACGAUGAGUCAAAGCUUUCGCAGUGGUGAGGAGGAAGGAGUAGUAGAACUGGUACAAGAAGAGAGCGAUGGAAAGGAUUUUUCUACAAACGACGAAGGCAACAAAGACGACAGUUUUGGAGACGAAACAACAAGUAACGAGGUCACAAUUUACGGCAUUAUGAAGGAAGUAAAAAGAACAGAAAGUGAACUUAAAGAAGCUGGAUCCUUGUUGAGCAAUGAUAGAAAUACCAACACCUAUCCAUAUCAGCCUUACUCAAUAUUACAAGGCAAUGUUUUGGCUAUGGAGGUGGAUGAAGGGUCGCAGGACUCGGUUAUGUUUGAUUGGUCGCUUGAUAGAGAGGGUGCAGCGAUGGGUGUACAAGCAGUUACAUUGCAUCACAAGAUAACGUAUGGUGAGGAGAUACGUGGUAGUAUGAAACAGGUUUGCGGUAUUGAUAGCUUGGUGAAGGCUGUUGGGGAUGGUGACGGUGAUAGUAGUGGUGCUAUUGGUGAGGAUGGUGGUGGUAAUGCUGAGGGUAUUGGUGAGGAUGUCGGUUAUGAUAAUUAUGGCAGCAACAGUGAUGAUAUCGAGGUUGAUUAUGUGAUGACUAAGGUUAGUGAAAUGGAUGAUGAUAGUUGUGAUGGUAAUAAUGGUAACGGUGGUGAUGGUAAUAAUGAUAGUGAAUAUGUUGGUGAUACUGAUGAAAGUGAUGGUGGUAAUUAUGAAGAUGUUGGUUAUUAUGGUGAUAGUGAUGGUACUAUUGCUAUUGGUGGAGAAAUGGUUGAUAGUGCGACAAAUAAGAAUGAUGAAAAGGCUGAUUUUGGUGGUGGUAGUUGUGAAGAUAAUAAUGUUGAUGCUGAUCAGCUUGGUGAUGUUAAUAAUGGUAAUGGUGAUAAAGUUGAUAAUAUCGAUGAUGGUGAAGAUGGUAUAUGUGAUGAUGGUAUUCUUGAUCUUAGUAAAGGUACCAAUGAUCAUUCUAAUAGUCAUGAUGGUAAUUAUGGUUCUCGUGCUGUUGAAGGUACCAGCCAUAAUCACGACGAUGGUACUGGUAAUGAAAAUGAUGAUGGUACAUCUAUUGUUGCCCAUGGGAAAGGUACUGAUAAUGGUGCUGGUAGUCAUGAUGGUGAUGGUAGUAGUAACAUUGGAAAUGGCAGCAAUGAUGGCGGCGAUAGUGUAGGAGGCAUUAGUAUUGUCAAAGGUACUGAUAAUAAUCCUAAGGAAAAAAGCAUUGAUGAAGGAAAACUGCGCUCGACAGUCAAGGGUGAAAGAGACAACGGCAGGGAUGAAGAACACUCUGUGGCAGAGAAAACGGUGACAGAAAUAUUGACAGAUGUUCCCCAGUCGGGAAAUAGGGAAAUAACAAAACAAGAGAAUGUUGAGGAGAAAGAGGAAGGAGAACUGACCUCAAGUAGUGAUGACGAGAAUCUGGAAAAAUGUGGGGACUCACGAAAGGACAAGAAAAAGCACAAAGCAGGUUUGGAGAAGGUUUUAGCCCCGAAAUGUGACGAGAAGAAGUCAAACGUAAGGCUAAAAAGUACUGGAACAACUUCAAAGGAGAUACAAGGAGAUGGAGAUAAAGAAAAGCGCAAGAGGAGGAAUUCCAUUUCUUGCGCGAGAGAAAGAAGUAGUGAGAUAAAAGAGAAAAUAAGUGAUGAGAAAAGAGGACAAAAGUCUGUGAAAGAAAGACGGCGGAGUCUAGUUGAGAAAGGGAUUGAUCACGAUGAUCGUUCUUCAAAGAGAGCUACAAGUAAAGAUAAAACUGAAGGCAGGAAAAUAUCUCUCAGUAAAGAAAGGAAAAGUGAGAAAGACCAUAUUAAAACGAUUAAUAAAAGACGAAGUUCAAGUACAAGUCAGAAACGUAAUGUCACUGAUAUAGCGGACAAAACGGGUGAUAGUUCUCCAAGGAUAGUUGAAAGUAAAGACAAUGCUAAAAGCAGAAAAGUAUCUACUAGUAAGGGAAGGAAGCGUGAGAAAGACAAUGUUAAAGCGAUUAAGGAAAGACGAAGUUCAAGUACAAGUCAAAAACUUAAUGCCACUGAUAUAGGGGACAAUACGGAUGAUAGUUCUUCAAAGACAGUUGAAAGUAAAGACACUGCUAAAAGCUAUAAAAUAUCUACUAGUAAAGGAAGGGAGCAUGAGAAAGACAAUGUUAAAGCGAUUAAGGAAAGACGAAGUUCAAGUACAAGUCAAAAACGUAAUGCCACCACUGAUAUAGGGGACAAUACGGAUGGUAGUUCUUCAAGGACAGUUGAAAAUAAAGACACUGCUAAAAGCAGCAAAAUGUCUGCUAGUAAAGGAAGAGAGCGUGAGAAAGACAAUGUUCAAAGGAUUAAGGAAAGACGAAGUUCAAGUACAAGUCAAAAACGUAAUGUCACUGAUAUAGGGGACACGGAUGAUAGUUCUUCAAAGACAGUUGAAAAUAAAGACACUGCUAAAUGCAGCAAAAUAUCUACUAGUAAAGGAAGGGAGCUUGGGAAAGACAAUGAUAAAACGAUUAAGGAAAGACGAAGUUCAAGUACAAGUCAAAAACGCAAUGUCACUGAUAUAGGGGACAAUACGGGUGAUAGUUCUUCAAAGACAGUUGAAAGUAAAGACAAUGCUAAAAGCAGCAAAAUAAAUACUAGUAAAGGAAGGGAGCUUGAGAAAGACAAUGUUAAAACGAUUAAGGAAAGACGACGUUCAAGUACAAGUGAAAAACGUUAUGUCACUGAAAAGGAAGUCGAUAAGGAUAGUUCUUCACGGAAAAUUGGAACGAAAGAAAACGCUGAAAAUAGGAAAUCGCUAAGGAUACUAAGGAAAGAAAGUAGAAGUAAGGAAGAUGAUAAUAAAACAAUAGGGAAAAAACGAAAUUCAACUACGGUUAUAAAACUUGAUACUUCAUCGAGUUCUAGAGAUUUAAGAUCCAAAGAUUCUUUGAGAAAAUCUAAAUCAAUAACAUCUAGUCACGAUAAACGUUCUGAUCUGAAUGACUAUGAAAAGAAUGUCAAUAAGACAGCAAAUGACAACAGCCUGACGAAAAGUGAAAGUUGUGCAAAGCAACCAAAACAAAUGGAAAAGGCUAAAGUGUCUGGUGAUAAAAACAGUAGAGAAGACCAAAUUCGUCAUAACGAAUCUGGAAGACGAGAAAGUAGAAGCAGUUCAGAAUCUUACACCAGAAAUUUAUCAAGAAACAAAGAGAAAGAGUCGGACGAUAAACACAAAACUCAGAUUAGAAAAUCUGGAUAUAACACUUCGCCGGUUGGAAGUACCUGUAAAAGAACAACGCGACAAAGCAGCACUAGUUUGAAAUCUUCCAGCAAACGUUUAUCGAAAAGUAGUGAGGAACUGAUGAAUACAUCCAGUGAAACGCAAAGUAAAGGAAAAAGCGUUGAACCAAUUAGGAACAUUUCUAAAGAUAGCAGUAAAGGAAGUGAUGGAAAGAAUGUCAGGGAAAAAUCAUCCGUUACAGAAGUCAGGCGUAGUUCUCGUGUAUCGGAUAAGAAAAAGAAUAUCGGUGAUCAGGAAGUAACAAAGAAAGAUUCGAAGAGGGAAAUCCCAAAAACGAAAGCCAAAACAGAUGCCAAGAAGACAACAUCGGGAAAGAAGACAGACUUAGUAAGACACGAGGAUCGUAGUUUAAAAAGUCAGGAUAAUUCGUCCGUAAAACAAGAGAAAGGUGAUGCUUGUGGAACUGAAAAAGCAGCAGGGAAGGAAGAAAACUUGGAAAAGAAUGUGAAGGAAAAGGUUACUUGUAAAAAUGAAGAUUUCAGUUUGAAAAGUGCAGAUAAAUCAACCGUGAAACGGAAGGAGUCUGGCUUAAUGAAAUAUGGUAACUGUGGAACUGGGCAGACGGCAGGAAAGAAAGGUUCAAUCAAGGAAGACAGUUUGAAAAAGAAUGUGAAGGAAAAUGUUACUUGUAGUAACAAUGAUAAUAAAUUAGAACCGUACAAGAAAGGACAAUCUGUUUCAAAGAAAUCGGACAAUGAACGCAGCGAUGAAAGGAAGUCAGCGAGAAAUGCUGCGAAGGAAAAGAGCUUUUCCAGAGACGAAAAGCCUCCAGAAGAACAGAAAAAGAAAUUAGAAAAUGAUGAAACUGAUGCAAAGAGAACUCAGAAGAACAUUAAUAUUACAAGGAACAUCAGUGAAGAAUGUAGGAAUAACAAAAUUAAUACAACUAAAAGUUUGGAAAGUGGUAAAGAAAAGAUCUGCAAUUCGAGUGAAGCAACCCAAAAGAAGAACAAUGGUUCAGUCAAAGAGAAAGAUGGUAGUUUGAAAACCUCGGAAUCGUCUAAAAGUAGGGUAGCACAGAAAGUGAAGGCUGAAACGCUUACAGGCAAAGAAGCUGUGGCUAAAAAGAAGCUAACGGUAGAAGAAUAUAAAAAUAAGAAGAGGUCGGAAAGUAAAGAUUGGUUGAAAAAUGAAGCGAACAAAACAAGUAAAACUGUUAACGACAAAUCUGAGAAAUCAACACAACCUAAAACAUUAAAAGAGUCUGAAAAAUUACAACAGCCGAGGAAAUCAAGAUCUCAAAAACAGAUCUACAAAGGUGAUGAAGAAAAAUUGUCGCGCAAAAGAAAGAGGGAAGAUACGCCAGUUCGACCCCAAAAGGUCAGAAAAACUAAGAAUGUGGACACAAACAAGGAAAGUGUUAAAUUUGUUAAGACUAAAGAGGCGAAGCUACCGGGAAAUGUUGUUACUGUGCGUAUCUUAAAAGUAGAGCGAGGCAAAGCAUUGGUGUUAAAAAGACGGCAUGUUAAUCAGUUGUUUAUAAGAGGGGAUAAUAUUAUAAUGGUUGCUCAUGAAAAUGUUGGGACGACCGAAGAUAAAGUUGUGAAAACAAAAGUUACAGCUGUUCCUGAUUGAUCGAUUAAUCGAUUAUAUAUUUUGGCAAUCGAUUAUUCUUAACACUAAUCGUAUCACAGUGAUACAGAGCUUACAGUGAUCACUCGCAGAUGUUGCUUUAAAAAUAUUUUGAGAGUAAAAAUCAGACGUAUAAUCUGUCUUUGCAAUGUGAAUAAGUCUAUAUAAUCUUGUUUUUGGUUAGUUAUCUGUUUUACAUGGCUAUACGGCGGCACUUCCCUUGCGAUAGUAACUCCUAGUUCUCAACAAGUACAGCCAUGCAUAGCGUGAUACCUGGGCUACAUGAUCCUGGAUAGCUCUCUUUCCCGAUUGAGAAAAAUCACGAGGGGGUGGUAUUGUCGAUAUGAUCACAUGACAAACGCGAAGCAUUUCAUUGGCUGUCAAAUAAUAGGUUUAAAACAUGCCCGUGUCUAGAUUUAUUCAAUAUUGGAUUAAUCGAUUGUUGAUUACGAUUUAAGCGAUUACGAUGGGAGCAGCUGUAACAAAUGUCAAUACAUCAGUAACAUGUACUGGCCUUGUUAUUUAAAAUAAUACACCUAUUAUGUGAUGCUUGUGAUCAAGUUUAUUUUUAUAACAAAUGUCUUGUAUUUAAUUGUUUAUUUAUUUAUUUCUGUUGUAUAUUUUUGUACGAGUGUUUUAUGACCUUUCCUACUCACACAAGCGACAUAAGAAAAUGCAUAGUUAUUUUAUUCUACACACUAAAUUAUUUUGAAGAAAAAGCUGUUGUGUAUUGUCCACUGUAUGACUGAAUUCGGUACCGUUUGAGGAGAUUAAAACAUCCCAUAGGCCAUACCUGUGGCGGUGUUAAAAGCUCUGAUUAAAAGCGGCUUUCUGAUUGGUUCCGAGUAGGUGAGUUUUUUCGAACUCACCUGCCCUUCGUUGCCAUCCGCGUCGAUAACAAUGGCGAACAAGAUUUGGCCGAUAAACCUGAACUUUAAAGAACUUUUUUCGGUGACUAACCUACUGAGACUGAAGAAAAACCAAAGAAAAAAAGAUGGAAUGAAGGCAAUCACGACGUAGAUAAAGAAAUAUUAAGAGC
Paramuricea clavata is the source of this 11998-nucleotide messenger RNA. The record is from the annotation of a GenBank genome assembly. Lineage: Eukaryota; Metazoa; Cnidaria; Anthozoa; Malacalcyonacea; Plexauridae.